Closterium sp. NIES-65 is the source of this 3045-nucleotide messenger RNA. The record is from the annotation of a GenBank genome assembly. NCBI's taxonomy places the organism in Eukaryota, Viridiplantae, Streptophyta, Zygnematophyceae, Desmidiales, Closteriaceae.
AUGCAGCCCCAGCGACGCCGGCUCCCCUUCUACCGCCUCUUCCCCUACCGCACUCCUUCCCUCUCCCCUCCGCCGGACUUCCUUGUGCCAGUUCCCCCCCCGGUAGACCCCCUCCCCCCUCAGGUUCCUGCCCCCUCAGGUGUGUCCCAGGUAGACGCCGUUGACCCAGUCGAGGUUACUGGUGACUCUGGUGCUGCUGCGGGUGCUGAGCCUGGGGGUGCUGACUCUGGGGGUGCUGUGCGCGGGGGUGCCGAGCCUGGAGGGACUGCUACUGGGGGUGCUGGGCCUGGGAGUGCUACUGCGGAGGUUGCGGAGCCUGGGGGUGCUGAGCCGGGGGGUACGGUGCCUGGAGCUGCUGAGCUAGGGGGUGCUGGGUCUGGGGGUGCUGGGUCGGGAGCUGCUGAGCUUGGGGGUACUGAGUCUGGAGCUGCUGAGCCUGGGGGUGCUCCGUCUGGAGCUGUUGAGCCUGGGGUUUCUCCUGCUGCUGCGUCUCGCCGGGAGCCCCUCUCUCCACAAGAGCUGCGCGAGUGGUUUGCUCGCCGCUGGAGGCGUGAUGCUGGAGCUGGAGCUUCUUCGACCGUCGAGGGUGCUGGUGCUGCCGGUCCCGGAGCUGCUGGGUUUGCGGGUACUCCUGGAGCAGGAGCUCCUGAGGGUGGUGGUGCUGAGACUACUGCUGUCUGUCCCGGCGGUGGUUCUGCUCCUGGUGCUGCUGCAGGUCCUGCCACUGGAGGUGUUGGUGGCGCUGGUGCUGUCGCUGAGGGUGCUGGUGCUGUCCCUGCUGAGUCUGGAGCUGCCGCGCGGCCUCGACCGUACUUUGUUCCGCUCCUGCAGCAGGUUCUUGGUCUUUCUCCUCCGGUAGAGUGUUCACAGCCUGUCCAGUCACAGUCACUGUUGGAGCCUUCCUCUCCACUGCCUGCUCCCUCUCCUUACACUGGUCCUACUGGAGGUCUUGCUGAGCGUCGUGAGCCUGCGUCUCGUCCUGCGUCGCCAGUUCGUGCUGCUCGCACUAGUGGUCGCGGUUCGCGUCAGCGUCCUCCUCCUGUCCCUGGCACGCACCGGAUGUCUCUGCGUCCGUCCACUGCUCCUCUGCGUGCCCCUUUGCCUUCUCCUCCUGAGUCCUCUCUUCCUGCCCUUGCCGACCCGGAGUCGGACUCUCUUCGUGCUGCCAGUCCUACUGUCACGCGUCUGCUUGCUACUGUUGUCACUGACCCCUCUUUUGAGUCCACUGCUGCGUCUGCUCUUGUAGCUGAGCUCGUCGACUUUGCUGCUCGCUGUCGUCUAGACUACGCUGCUAGUCUUGUUGCUGAGUCUGCGUCUGUCUGUCCUCCGUCCGUCGGGGGUGAGUGUGCUCUUGGCACGGACGUCCUAGAGGACAGGCAGAAGGAGUUACAGUGUCUGGCUGCUGCUUCACCUCAUCUUGCGUCUGUACUGCUUGCUCCUGAGGGAGACCCGGAUGCACUUGACAUCCCGACUCCGCGCUCUUACGCGGAGGCCGUAGAGGGUCCCUACUCGUCUCAAUGGCAGGCAGCUAUGGAUGCAGAGAUGGCUUCCUGGAAGUCCACAGGCACCUACGUUGACGCAGUUCCCCCUCCUGGGGCGAACAUCGUCAGUGGCAUGUGGAUCUUCAGGGUGAAGCGGCCCCCGGGCUCUCCACCUGUCUUCAAGGCGCGGUACGUUGCUCGUGGCUUCAGUCAGCGGCAGGGAGUUGACUAUUUUCAGACCUUCUCUCCCACCCCGAAGAUGACCACUCUUCGGGUGCUGCUGCACAUAGCCGCUCAGCGCGACUACGAGCUUCACUCUCUCGACUUCAGCACUGCGUUCCUACAGGGUAGCCUGCACGAGGAGAUCUGGCUGCGCCGUCCACCUGGCUUCACUGGGACUUUCCCUCCUGGCACCCAGUGGAGCCUCCGACGGCCAGUCUACGGUCUCCGCCAGGCACCGCGUGAGUGGCACGACACACUGAGGACUACGCUUGCAGCUCUUGGGUUUGCUCCUUCUACUGCUGACCCGUCGCUGUUUCUGCGCACCGACACUUCUCUGCCGCCAUUGUACAUCCUCGUGUACGUCGACGACUUGGUCUUUGCCACAGCGGACACUGCUGGACUCGCCUACGUGAAGUCCGAGCUGCUGAAGAGACACACGUGCACAGACCUGGGUGAACUGCGCAGCUACCUUGGCUUGCAGAUCACUCGGGACAGAGCACGCCGCACCAUUACCUUGACUCAGUCACACAUGGUGCAGCAGGUCCUUCAGCGCUUCGGCUUCACGUACUCCUCGCCUCAGGCCACUCCUCUGUCUACUCGCCACUCGCUCUCAGCUCUGCCUUCGGAUGAGUCCGUAGAGCUGAGUGGCCUGUACCCAGAGCUUGUUGGCUGCCUCAUGUACCUGAUGACCUGCACUCGACCUGACCUUGCAUACCCUCUGAGCAUUCUUGCAUGCUAUGUUGCUCCUGGGAGACACCGACCAGAGCACAUGGCUGCAGCGAAGAGGGUGUUGCGCUACCUGUGCAGUACGUCGGGCAUGGGGCUAGUGCUUGGAGGGCGCAGUCCAGUGGUCCUUACAGGGCACGCGGACGCUUCUUGGGCUGACGACCAGGCUACGCAGCGGUCGUCACAGGGUUACACCUUCAGUCUUGGUUCCGGCUCUGUCUCUUGGCGGGCUACUCGCUCGUCUUCGGUUCUCAGCUCCAGUUGUGAGGCUGAGAUCUACGCUGGGGCCAUGGCUGCACAGGAGCUUCGCUGGCUCACCUACCUGCUGACUGACCUUGGAGAGCCACCUCGUUCUCCUCCAGUGCUGUACGUAGACAACAAGGCCAUGCUGGCCUUGUGUCGAGAGCAGCGUCUGGAGCACAGAACGAAGCACAUUGCUCUUCGCUACUUCCUUGCUCGUGAGCUGCAGCAGCGUGGACAGUUGCGGCUUGCGUACGUGGCCUCUGAGGCCAACACUGCUGAUGUGUUCACCAAGGCACUCGCGCCUUGUGACCAUCAGCGCCUCUGCACCCAGCUGGGUCUUGUGCCUGUCUUGCCUCACUUGCUCUCCUCUUGA